This is a messenger RNA of Nicotiana attenuata, 1124 nucleotides long. RefSeq names its product ribosome biogenesis protein NSA2 homolog. Gene Ontology annotation, biological process: maturation of LSU-rRNA; maturation of 5.8S rRNA. Gene Ontology annotation, cellular component: nucleolus; preribosome, large subunit precursor. The coding region runs from base 108 to 890 and encodes 260 amino acids. NCBI's taxonomy places the organism in Eukaryota, Viridiplantae, Streptophyta, Magnoliopsida, Solanales, Solanaceae. The transcript is spliced from 9 exons. The record is from RefSeq and is a predicted model, not a curated record.
CCCAUUUCUUAUACCCCAAAGCCCUUUGAUUUAAAACAAGUUAGGGUUUCUCUUUCUCUCUCUUUCUGUCUCUCUUCAUCCCCAGUUUUUUCCAUCCGUCAGUAGCCAUGCCGCAGGGAGAUUAUAUAGAGUUACACAGGAAGAGAUUUGGUCGUCGCCAUGAUCACGAGGAGCGUAAACGUAAGAGGGAGGCUCGUGAAGUUAAGGAGCGCUCCCAAAAAGCACAAAAGACCUUGGGUAUUAAGGGUAAAAUGCUUGCUAAGAAGCGGUAUGCUGAAAAAGCCCAAAUGAAGAAAACAUUGGCUAUGCAUGAAGAGUCAUCGAGUCGUCGCAAGGUUGACGAUGACGUGCAUGACGGUGCUGUCCCUGCAUAUCUGAUGGACCGUGAAACAACCACAAGAGCUAAGAUUCUUAGCAACACAAUAAAGCAAAAGCGGAAAGAGAAAGCUGGAAAAUGGGAGGUGCCUUUGCCUAAGGUUAGGCCUGUGGCCGAGGAUGAGAUGUUCAGAGUGAUAAGAUCUGGCAAAAGGAAGACAAAGCAGUGGAAGAGAAUGGUUACAAAAGCCACCUUUGUCGGAGCAGGGUUUACCAGGAAACCUCCAAAGUAUGAGCGGUUCAUCCGCCCGUCAGGCUUACGGUUCACUAAAGCCCACGUGACACACCCUGAACUUAAAUGCACAUUCAACCUUGAGAUCAUCGGGGUGAAGAAGAAUCCUAAUGGUCCAAUGUAUACUUCACUAGGUGUUAUAACCAAGGGUACCAUCAUUGAGGUUAAUGUCAGUGAACUUGGUCUUGUCACUCCUGCUGGGAAAGUUGUAUGGGGUAAAUAUGCUCAAGUGACGAAUAAUCCUGAAAAUGACGGUUGUAUCAAUGCAGUUCUCCUCGUGUAGUACCUUCUAGUAGAGAAAAUUUUGGUGUUUGUAUCAGAAUGGGACAAUUAUAUUUGGUGGAAAGGAACUUUGCUGUAGCUCCAGUAGAAAAUUUUGGAUGUUUUAACUUAUUUACCGGUGUUUAUGUCAUCGGCAUCACCUUGUUUUUUCUCAUUGUUGCAAUCAACUCCCCUCUCUGUAUCCUCUUAAUUCAUUUGUUUGUUCCCUUACACAUGCAUCAACAUCUAUCCAGCA